AUGCUCCCCAUCCAGGCCCACGUACCACGCGGCCCGACAGCGAGCGCGCAGCGCAGACUCUUCGUCAUCCUCGAGCAGGCGUGUCUCGAGGCGUAUCGCGUCGGCACGAACCCGCCGAAGGGCGGGCGCAACGGGGGGAACGGCCGCGAGGGCGAGGCUAAGUACGCGCUGCUCAACUGCGACGACCAUCAGGGCAUAUUGGCCAAGACGGGGAGGGACAUUGCGGACGCAAGGCCGGAUAUCACGCAUCAGUGCUUGUUGACGCUACUCGACUCGCCGUUGAACAAGGCGGGGCUGCUGCAGGUGUACAUCCACACUGCGAAAAACACACUCAUUGAAGUCAAUCCCCAUGUGCGCAUCCCGAGGACAUUCAAGCGGUUCAGUGGGCUUAUGGUCCAACUGCUGCACAAGCUCUCGAUUCGCGGCGUCAACGGCCCAGAAAAACUUCUCAAAGUCAUCAAGAACCCCGUGACGGACCAUCUCCCUCCCAACACAUACAAACUGACGCUCUCGGGAGACGCGCCAACAGUGCGCCUGUCGCGGUACCUCCCAACGCUCCCGCAGACACACUCGGUUGCCGUGUUCGUGGGCGCAAUGGCACGUGGGCGGGAUGACUUUGCGGACCACGUCGUGGAUGAAAAGAUCAGCAUCAGUGAUUAUCCGCUAAGUGCGAGCGUCGCUUGUGGAAAGUUCUGCUGCGCGCUCGAGGAGCUCUGGGACAUCGUCUGA
Heterobasidion irregulare TC 32-1 is the source of this 729-nucleotide messenger RNA. RefSeq lists its product as uncharacterized. Gene Ontology annotation, molecular function: rRNA (pseudouridine) methyltransferase activity; rRNA binding. The transcript is spliced from 6 exons. Lineage: Eukaryota; Fungi; Basidiomycota; Agaricomycetes; Russulales; Bondarzewiaceae. The coding region runs from base 1 to 729 and encodes 242 amino acids. Gene Ontology annotation, cellular component: nucleolus; small-subunit processome. The record is from RefSeq and is a predicted model, not a curated record. Gene Ontology annotation, biological process: rRNA base methylation.